UGGAAAUAAAAACCUCAACUGAGUCAGAAGCAGAACGAGGCCCUGAGGCCACACAGGCAGGGAUCAGUGGGAAAAUUAGGGAAAGUAUUCUGGGUGAAGAUGCCACUAGCUCAGUAGCAGAGGUCCAUCACUUCAGGCGCUUUCGCUACCAGGAGGCCCAGGGGCCCCGAGAGGUUUGCAGCCAACUUCACCAUCUUUGCCACCAGUGGCUGAAGCCUGAAAGGCACAGCAAGAAGGAGAUCGUGGACCAGGUGAUCCUGGAGCAGUUCCUGGCCAUCCUGCCCCCGGAGAUGGAGAGCUGGGUCAGGGAAUGCCAGCCGGAGAGCAGUUCCCAGGCGGUGGCCCUGGCCGAAGGCUUCCUCCUGAGCCAGGCAGAUGGUCAGAAUCAGGACCAGCAGGGGCUGUCAGAAGAGGCUGCUGAUUUCUGUGAGGCAGAAAAGGCGCCAUCCGACCUGAGGCAGGGGCCGCUGUUCUGGGGGGCCCCACAGGAGAGCGAGGGAGAUGGUGGAAGGACACUAGUGAAUGGAGCUGGAGCUUUGAGACUUUGUGGUGGACAUCAAACAGCCUCUGAGGAGCAAGACCAGGGGCUGGUGACUCUCGAGGAGCUGUCUGUCUGCUUCACCCAGGAGGAGUGGGCGCUGCUGGAUCCGGACCAAAGGACAUUGCACAGGGAAGUCAUGGAGGAGAAUCGCAGGAAUCUGGCCUCUCUCGAACAAGACUGCAAGACAGCGGGAGAAGUGCAUAAAAGAGGAACUGAAGCAAUAUCAAAAUGGAGAAUGAAAUCCUUUGUUUCUGAAGAUUUCAGUUCCCCUGAAAUUCAAGUCCAUGAAGAAAAACAUAAAAGAAAUAAAAUGAUUCUCACUCAAUGUGCCAAAAUCUUAACUGGAAAAUCAAGUAUUAGCUCACAUCAGAGAAUGCAAAAACAGGAGGAGUCAGAGUGUCUGAAGAGCUUCAUCCUGGUCCAAAACCAUUUUUUACAUGAUAAACUGCACACCCAGAAGACACCACAGUGGGAAAACAGUCAGAAAAUGGACUGCUUAACGCAACAAGAAAGAGGGCACACAGGGAAAAAAUCCAACAGAAGCCCAGGUGGCAAAAAGAGUUUCAGCCGUAGCUCAAAGCAUUCUUCCCAUCAUAGAGGAGAGAAACUUUAUAAAUGUUCAGAUUGCAUAAAGUGCUUCAAAUAUAGAUCCCAACUUCUUUACCAUCAAAGAAUCCACACAGGAGAGAAACCAUUUAAAUGUUCAGAAUGUGGGAAGAGCUUUUGUGAUAAUCGCACUCUUAUUGUCCAUCAAAGAACUCACACCAGAGAGAAACCACAUAAAUGUUCAGAAUGUGGAAAGAGUUUCCAUUGUAAGACAAACCUCACUUACCAUCAAAGAUCCCACACAGGGGAGAAACCAUAUAAAUGUUCAGAAUGUGGAAAGAGCUUCAGUCGAAAGAAUAGUCUCACUUACCAUCAAAGAAUCCACACAGGGGAGAAGCCAUAUAAAUGCACAGAGUGUGGAAAGAGCUUUAGCUCCCAAUCUGGACUUGCUUAUCAUCAUAAAAUCCACACAGGGGAGAAACCACAUACAUGUUCAGAAUGUGGGAAGAGCUUUUGUGAUAAUCACACUCUUAUUGUCCAUCAAAGAACUCACACUGGAGAGAAACCACAUAAAUGUUCAGAAUGUGGAAAGAGCUUCUAUCUUAAGACAAACCUCACUUACCAUCAAAGAUCCCACACAGGAGAGAAACCAUAUAAAUGCUCAGAAUGUGGAAAGGGCUUUACUUGCUCUACAGGCCUUACUUAUCAUCACAGAAUCCACACAGGGGAGAGACCACACAAAUGUUCAGAAUGUGGAAAGAGCUUCAGUCAAAAGAAUAGUCUCACUUACCAUCAAAGAAUCCACACAGGGGAGAAGCUAUAUAAAUGUGCAGAAUGUGGAAAGAGCUUUACCUUUUCUUCAGGCCUUGCUCGUCAUCACAGAAUCCACACAGGGGAGAAACCACAUAAAUGUUCAGAAUGUGGGAAGAGCUUUGGUGAUAAUCACACUCUUAUUGUCCAUCAAAGAACUCACACUGGAGAGAAACCACAUAAAUGUUCAGAAUGCGGAAAGGGAUUUACUUCCUCUAAGGGCCUUACUUAUCAUCAGGAAAUCCACACAAGGGAGAAACCAUAUAAGUGUGCAGAAUGUGGAAAGAGCUUCUUUCAUAAUCGCCGUCUUACUGUCCAUCAAAGAAUCCACACUGGGGAGAAGCCAUAUAAAUGCCAGGAAUGUGGAAAGAGCUUUACCUUUUCUUCAGGCCUUGCUCGUCAUCACAGAAUCCACACUGGGGAGAAACCAUUUAAAUGUCCAGUGUGUGGAAAGAGCUUCCCUCAUAAGAAUAGCCUCACUUACCAUCAAAGAAUCCACACAGGAGAGAAGCCAUAUUUAUGCUCCGAAUGUGGAAAGAGCUUCCCUCAUAAAAGUAGCCUCAUUUGCCAUCAAAGAAUUCACACAGGAGAGAAGCCACAUGUAUGCUCAGAAUGUGGAAAGAGCUUCCCUCAUAAGAGUAGCCUCACUUACCAUCAAGGAACCCACACAGGGGAGAAACCAUAUAAAUGUUCAGAAUGUGGAAAGAGCUUUAUCACCUCUACAGGCCUUGCUUAUCAUCACAGAAUCCACACAGGGGAGAAACCGCAUAAGUGUUUAGAGUGUGGAAAGAGCUUCUCUCAUAAGAAUAGUCUCACUUGCCAUCAAAGAACCCAUACAGGGGAGAAACCAUAUAAAUGCUCAGAAUGUGGAAAGAGCUUCUCUGCUAAUCGUUAUCUUAUUGCCCAUCAAAGAACCCACAAGUAAAUGGAAAGAAGAAUGCCCAAACAAGGAAAUCUAGAAAGACAAAAUGUCAGAAUAUGCGGUGAGGGCAAAACGGAUGAGUUACAUAAAUAGAAGGCCGAUUAAAGAAUUUGAAAAGAAUUAUUUGGCAUAGAACAGAUGAAAUUUAUAAGGUGUUUUAGUCCUGUAAAUUUCAAUUUGAUUGCACAUUGAUAUAUUUUAUAUUUUGACUGUAAGAUAAUUAAUUAUAGAAGAUAAUUGUUAGAUUACACUGUAUGGUAAAUAAUAUUGAAAUAGGACAUUCUCAUUGUAUACCAUUCUUAGAUGUGGUAGUAUAUAAAAGUAUGGAGACUAGGUUGGGGGUGAGACCUUAUAGAAAACCAACAGAUCGAUCUGCUUACUCUUCGUUCCAUAGGCAUAAUCUUAAAAGUAACAUCCCCUAUGGACAGUUUCUCCGCCUCAAACGCAAUUCCACGUGUAGUUCAGAUUUCAAACGGGAAGCGAAUAAGAUGUCGGGAGCUUUUGUAACUAGGGGCUACCCUGAUGACACUGUAGAGAGGGCACUGAGCAGAGCACAAGCUAUACCGAGACAGAAGCUCUUACAGCCUAAGGACACGAAUAAUAAUGAUUUAGGAAUGACAUGGGCGCUGGAUUUUUCCCACAUAGCCGGCAAUAUAGCUAAUAUCAUUAGAAGACACUGGCAUAUCAUUCGUGAUACCAGGGUGUAAUAUGCCCUUAAGAAUCGGAUAUAGACGAACCAGGAGCUUUCGAGAUAUCCUGGUACAUUCUGACUUUAAAGAAGCUGCUGCGAUAACACCGUUCCUGAUUGGACAUCAUGCAUGCGGGCAUUGUAAUGUUUGCGCUUUGAGUGUACCGCUGGGAUCUAUUAAGCACCCAUUUACAGGCAAACCACUUUAUUCCAAAGAUUAUUCAACGUGUUCCACGUCACAGGUAGUAUGUAUUAUCCAAUGCCCUUGCCCUCUAAGUUAUGUAGGGAGUACUAAACAACUCGUGAAGGUCCAAAUAAGGGAACAUCUGUCUAAGAUCCAUACAGGGAACUUAGAAGCCCCUUUGGUAGAACACUUUACAAGACACCACAGGAAUGAAUGAGAUUUAAGACAUUCUGUGGUUGAAGUGGUGAAAUCUAAACUGUUACAGAUGGAAGCACAAUGGAUUUAUAGAAUGGAUUGUCUAGCACCUUGUGGGCUAAACAGUGAAAUUAACUUUGCAGUGUUCUUAUGAAGUCAAAAUAAAAUCAGUUAUACCUUCAAAUAAAACCCGGUAUACCUUUAAAUGGUGAGAGUAAUGUUAAUGGGAUGGAAUAUAUAAGAGUUUGUAACCAUAGGAUAGCACCUGUUUCUAAUUAGCAGCUAUUGAACCUGGAAAGAGUGACUGUGAUUGCAUUGUAUAUGUAAGUAUAUAGAAUGGUGUUUAUUGCUUGUAAGUUCAGUGGCUGUAAUGUAAAUAAAAUAAUAGCAUUGAUAUAUUAAUGUCCUUACAUCAUAGAGAUGGCCAAGAUGAAGGAACACCGAAACGAGUAAAUUUAAAUGCUGGCAGGCUCGUUGUCAUCUGUCGGGAGAUUCGUUUUCGGGAGCUGCCUUGCUCCUCUGGAUCUGCCGUUUUGCUGUUAAAUACUCGUCUCCAUAGAGAUAACAGCGGUAAUUUUGGAUUUAUUGCCAUCGGAAUAUAUUUACCACUGAUAUACACUACGAAUUUAUGUGCGGGAUGAAUAUUUCUUCCCUCCAGGAUUGUAUUACCUCAGAAGAAUCACAUGAGGGGGCACGGCUGCGAAUGGAAUUUUCAAUUCGCAGCGUUAUUGGGACAUGUGCUUAUGGUAUUGGACUGAGCUGCAUGGUCUUUGAAUUGUUCAUAUGAGAAAUUGUGCACAGUAUGAUUGUAAAUUUUGAUAAUGAUUAACUAAACACUGUUUGAUAUAAAUUGACUGAGUCUUAUUGGGUUCUGGGGAGUUUCCCUCAGGUGUGUAGUAUAUUUGGAACCCUUCCUGUUUUGUUUUGCUUAAUUAGUUAUAUUAAGUCAUAAGCAUUGUUAUAGUUAAGAAAAGGUAAUGAUAAGAUAGGGGUAAUAAUGGAAUAAUUAGCUUUUUAUUUUUUUUAAUAAAGAUUAGAAAUAGGUUUGAAUUCUGCAGGUGUUGUUUAUUUGGAAAAAUAUACACUAAAUAGGUUUUUUUAUUAUUCUAAUAACUAUGGAGGUUAUGAUUUUUGUACUCUGUAUUUUAAUAAUCCUUGUAGCACACAGCUUUAUAUUGGGUUUGCUUGUACCCUUUCUUUCCCCUUUUUUCUGUAUUCCCUUUUUGUUUUAAUAAAGUAUGUAUUAAACUAGUAACAAAGCCUGUUGUGGGAAAAAAUACAGCAGGCUCUAGAAAGGGGAGGGUGGAUAGGCAGGCAUUCCUUCCUCCUCCAUCACUGAUCCUGGCUGGUGAAGGAGGGAGUCUGCAUAGCCACCUGCUCCACACGUGAUCUUGGCUAUGUGAAGGGGGGGAUGGGCUUUGCCACCUUCUCCGCUCCUAAUAACAGCUGUUAAGGCGGGGUGGACAUUGCCACCUGCUCCACUCUUAAUGCCAGCUGGCUUAAGGCAAUGGUGGGCAUGGCCGCCUGCUCAGUGACUUCGUUCAGUAGAUUGAAGGGGGUGGGCAUUGCCACCUGCUCAGCUCCUUAUCCUGACCGGGAGAAGGGAAGAAGGGCAUUGCCUCCUG
Molecule: messenger RNA, 5511 nt
Organism: Eublepharis macularius
Lineage: Eukaryota; Metazoa; Chordata; Lepidosauria; Squamata; Eublepharidae
Product: zinc finger protein 420-like
Exons: 5
Coding region: 291-2822 (843 amino acids)
Biological process (GO): regulation of immune system process; regulation of cytokine production; negative regulation of transcription by RNA polymerase II
Source: RefSeq, a predicted model, not a curated record